AUGUUGGAUAAAACCAACGGUUUUCCAUUUCCCACCAAUUCGACAACGCGAAAUUCCGCGGAUUUAACAACAACAUCGUCGUCGAAAAAUUUCGAAAAUUACGAUUUGAUUUUCGACACCAUACGAAAUAAUUUAACCGUCAUCGCCGUCAUCAUCGAAUCGGAUGAAAAAAUUUUGGAUAAUCUUAAAAGUAUCAACGACGAGGAAAAUGAUGGAAAAGAAAUUGAAUCGGAAAAACCUGAGAAAAUCCUUUUGAUAACGUUCGAUUCGAAUGGUUUGCAAACAUCAAAUUCUUAUGAUUCAACUUCCGGAUUUUUAAAAGCCGUUAAAAAUUUAAAAAAAACAAGUAAAAACGAUACAAAUAUCGUUUCUUCUUCUUCUUCUUCUUCUUCUGCUUAUCCAACUUUACGAGUAAUGAACGAAAUUGUUGAUAAGAAUUUUACAAAUGGUACAAUAUUACUGAUAACAGGAACGAAACCCAAAGAUGAUGAUGAUGAAGGCUCGAAAGGAAACCUGAUGGAAAAACUCAAGAAAAAAAAUUUACAAGUUCAUUUAAAUUCAAUUCUUUUGUAA
Molecule: messenger RNA, 573 nt
Organism: Pediculus humanus corporis (human body louse)
Lineage: Eukaryota; Metazoa; Arthropoda; Insecta; Psocodea; Pediculidae
Exons: 3
Coding region: 1-573 (190 amino acids)
Source: RefSeq, a predicted model, not a curated record